CACCCAUCUUCGCUCAGCACCCAUCUUCCUCAGCACCCCACGCGGCUCUCCUCCACUCUCCAUUCUUCCCUCUGACGACUGACAGACUGACUGUGCAACAGGCCGUCACCCCACCCCCUCACUGCCAUGAACAGCCCAACUACCACGACCCUGUGCAGGGCUGUGUGCAUCCUCCUCCUGGCCUCCCUGCGCUAUGCCACCAGCCGACCACUGGGCGGGGAAUCCGUGUGCACAGCGCGGCAGCUGGCCAGGUACAGCCUUACCUUCACGGGCAAGUGGAGCCAGACGGCCUUCCCCAAGCAGUAUCCCCUGUUCCGGCCGCCUGCACAGUGGUCUUCAUUGCUGGGGACAGCACACAGCUCUGACUACACCAUGUGGAGGAAGAGUGAGUACGCCAGCAAUGGGCUGCGGGACUUCGCAGAGCGGGGCGAGGCCUGGGCCCUGAUGAAGGAGAUCGAGGCUGCUGGUGAGAAGCUGCAGAGCGUGCAUGCAGUGUUCUCGGCCCCUGCUGUGCCCAGCGGUAUGGGGCAGAUGGCCUCAGAGCUGGAGGUGCAUCCCAGGCACUCUCUGGUGUCCUUCGUGGUACGCAUUGUUCCCAGCCCUGACUGGUUUGUGGGUGUGGACAGCCUGGACCUGUGUGAGGGGGGCCGCUGGAAGGAGCAGGUGGCUCUAGACCUCUACCCACAUGAUGCUGGGACGGAUAGUGGCUUCACCUUCUCCUCCCCUAACUUCGCGACCAUCCCGCAGGACACCGUGACCGAGAUCACAUCCUCCUCGCCCAGUCACCCAGCAAACUCUUUCUACUACCCACGGCUGAAGUCCCUGCCACCCAUGGCCAAAGUAACCCUGGUACGACUCCGGCAGAGCACCAGGGCCUUUGUUCCGCCAGUCCCAGGCCUGGUCAGCAGGGGCAAUGAGAUCAUCGACAGCCUCUCAGUUCCAGAAACACCACUGGACUGCGAGGUGUCCCUGUGGUCACCCUGGGGCCUAUGCAGAGGUCCCUGUGGGAAGCUGGGAACCAAGGUCAGAACUCGGUACGUCCGUGUGCAGCCCGCCAACAACGGCACGCCCUGCCCUGUGCUUGAGGAGGAGACCGAGUGUGUCCCUGAUAACUGUAUCUGACCCAGGUCUGAAUCACCAAGGGCUGACAGGAGGCCCUGCAUAGGCAGCCCUCAGUGGCUGCCAGGGGAGUGAUGUAACAGGCCCCUUCUGCAGGCGUAGGAGUCCGGAGGCCCUAAGUCUGCCCUACAUCAUGUCCCUGUAACUUAUUGCCACCCUUGAGGCUGCCCGUGAUGCUGACAAGAGGAUGCCCCAAAGAGCUCUGUACCCACAAGGCUGUUAAAUACCUCAGACCUGGCACCCAGCCCACUACUGCACCCAUUCCAGGCCAAGGCAGCCUCCAUGCUGCUGGCAGCAUGGCCAGGUGACCAAACAGGAAGCACACAGAGGGCUGAUUUUGGAAAUGUGGCGCUUUCAUUCAUUGAUCUGUGCAUCAGAAUAAAGGCCAUCUGUGCAUGAGAAAUGCCAGGGGCUAUUUUCAAAUCUUCCCUGGACACCACACAGCAUAGGGUGCUAGGUGCACCAACAGAGACAAACUGCAAGGUGCCCAGGACACCGUCUUGGCUGCAAGGCAGGGCAGACACCUGGCAGGAAAGGGAGAGAAGGUUUGUGAGGAUCCCCACUGAGGCCUUAGAAGUUGGCUUGCAGCACCAGCACCAGUCCAGGCAUACACUGCAGGCAGGGAGUAAAUGCAGAUCUGGAGCAGCAGGGGGUCACCAUGGCCACAGCCCUUGCUGCUCCCUCCUUCAGGGGGUGGCUCACGGGGCCACAGUGAGGCGUCUUCCAGGACCUAAGUUCAGGGGCCUUCCCUACAGGGGCCCUGGUAUUGGUCAACUUUCUGUCACUACGAUAAAACAUGAGAUAAACAACUUGGGAAGAGGUUAGGUUGAGUUUGGCUCACGCUAUGAAGGUUUCAGGGCAUAUCCAGGGACUACUUCCAGGCUGUGCUGAAACAGUACAGCAAACUGAAGAGAGAAGACAGCUCAGGACCAGAGGAAAAGGAAAGUUUCCUACCACCUCCAAACCACGUCCCCAGUGAUAAGGACCUCCCAGGACCCAUCUGUAGGCACCAGCAUCCCACCCCCCAGCUCACAGCUCAUCAUCAUCAGGACCUCCUGAGCCAUGUCUGGUCACCAGGACCUCCUACUAGGCCCCAUAUCAUUAAGGUUUCAUGGGCUGCAAACAGUGCCACUCCUGGGACCACAGUUUUGGCACAUGCCCCCGGAGACCUUCCAGAACUAACCUCCAUACUCCAGCAGUCUUUCUGCCCUUCCCAGGCCAUCGAGAGUCAAGGGAGUGGCUCGCCCUUCCCCAGCAUUGUUCCUUCUGGGGAUGUAUAGUCCCUCUGCACUGAGCCAGCAUUGGACAUUGUCAGGGAGACUCUGGGGACAGCCCUGACCCUCAGUCCCUGCUAUAGCCCAGACCAGGCAUGUGUCCUUCUUGCACCUAGGAGUCUGUGGGACACUAUUCUACCAACUAUCUAGGACCAUCUACUUCUGAUGCUCUAGAAUCAAGCCCCAGGCCCACCACUCACCACUCAACAUUCUGUCAUCCUUGGAAAUUCCAGACCAUCAGAUCUGAGUUUAUGUGGUAUCGUGGCUUGUGUCUAGAUGUAUCCCCCAAAAGCAUCAUGCUGUCAUAGGUAGGGCUUUUUAAUAAGUGGCUGAAUUUAGAGUGUGACUGACUCAUGAUACAACACUAGGAUUAAAAGCUAGGAUUAAGGGUGGAUGAUUAAUUAAAUGGUCCACUGAUUAGUUUGGCACUGCCCCAAUCCCGAUAGCCUGGAUACAAAAUAAGGAAGGAACAGAAGGAGGCUUGUCUUGGCCCUCUUGCCACCUUCUGCCCACUAUGGACUGUCUCUCCUCUGCACUGCUCCUCCACUGUGCCACCCUGCCAUGGAGC
Messenger RNA from Octodon degus (degu), 2961 nucleotides. RefSeq names its product spondin 2 (gene Spon2). The transcript is spliced from 7 exons. Bases 127 to 1122 code for a protein of 331 amino acids. NCBI's taxonomy places the organism in Eukaryota, Metazoa, Chordata, Mammalia, Rodentia, Octodontidae. Gene Ontology annotation, cellular component: extracellular matrix. The record is from RefSeq and is a predicted model, not a curated record. Gene Ontology annotation, biological process: cell adhesion.